AGUGAUGCAUUGUCCACAGCUUUGCUGGAGUCAGUAUUAUAUCAGUUAUUAUACAUCCUGUUUAUACUCGCUCUCUAUUUAGACAGUGUCUCAGACCCCAGCGCCAUCUAUAGUCUUGGACAACGCCAAAGGCUGUUGUUGCAGUGAAGCCUCCAGAUGGAGGGACUCAGCAACUGUCACUGGGGACAAUGGCUCUGGAUUCCACUGCUCUUUAGCUGCGUGUCUACGGAGGUGACAGGACCGGUCUGUGCCUGCAAGAAUUAUGGUUCUUGUGAUUUCAAAAUGCAAGAUGGCUUCCAGUUCUUUAGAAAAAGGAAUGUGGCUCUAGGCAUGCCAGCAACCAUGAGUUCCUCAUAUGAAAGUGAAGGGAGGUCUGGUCCGGCCUGUCUCGCUGUGAACGGUAAAAGAAACACCACCUUCAUACGUAUUAACGAAAACACACCAAAUCCUAGCUGUAUCCACACUGGUAAAGAUGACCGGAACCCCUACUGGGAGGUCGACCUGGGUGAGCCGUAUCCUGUAGCCAGCAUCACCAUCUACUGGAUAGACAGAUUUUAUUUUGAACGCGGUGACAAAGUCACUGUGACUGUGGACACACAGCUCUGCCACACAUUCCAAAACCCACUGUCCAACCCGUCCACAGUUACCUGUGGUGGUACAUCACUGACUGGACAAACCGUGAGGCUGUCUAAACGUGAUGUGAGCUCAGAUGACCACUACUUUCUCACUGUGUGCGAAGUUGAGGUCUGGGUCUGCUUGCCCGGAUUUUUCGGACCUGACUGUGAGAGAGCCUGUCCACUGUGUAAGAACAAGGAGACGUGUAGUCCUAUCGAUGGAGCAUGUCCACAGGGUAGUUCUAAAGGUGAAAGUUCCCAGGACUGUGGACGGUGUAAGGGAGGUAAAUCAUGCAACGCGACUACCGGCGAUUGUGAAGAGAGAUGUGAACAUGGAAGGAAGCUUCCUUUCUGCAACGAGACGGGAGAAACAUUUUCACCUUUGAACCCUGACAUGACACAGUUGGCUCUUCCAAUCGCAGCCUCUAUUGUGGUCGGCUCUUUUGUCAUAGGAAUCAGCAUAGGGAUCGCUCUAUAUUUGAGACGCCGUAAAGACCAGCACCAUGAACCUGAUGCCAGAGAACAAAGCGUGGCUGUAAUGGUUACAGAGGUCAGAGGUGACACCUUGCAACAUUCGUCAGCUCCUGCUGCUCAAACAUCAGGAGAGGGGAGGUAUCCUCCAUCUUGUAAAGGGUUUGAAGAAAGUAAUAUCGUGGGUCAGAGCAAGGUCCACAUUCCAAAGAAGACAGGAAAUGGUUACAAGCCUUUUCCCGUACGGAAAAAGAUAGCUUCCGACCCAGACGACAUCUAUGAGAACGAAGAAUACUAGGAAAUGGUUUAAUCUGUUUAUUUGCUUCUGAAAUAGACGAAAAAAACAGCAAACAUUUCGUUGAUCUACUGCGGGUGUUGCACACCUACCCGCAUCUCUGAGACGAGAUGUGGACAAAACAUCCACGACCCUCACUGUUGGUGCCUGGAGCCUUUUCUUGUUAUUGUAGAUACAUGUACAUACGCAUUCUGUAAACACAGCCUUACUCUGCUGAAUGUUUCACGAUGUCACAAUAUUUAAUAUAGUUUAAAAUGUGUUUUACACCAUUUUUUACGAAUUUUGUACACAAAAAACUUCCACUGCUGUGUAGUGUACACAUUGACUUCUUAUAAUGUGCACAUAAGUAAUAUUUUUCUAUUUUUCGAGAUAUACAUACGUUUUUACAUGCUGGUUAAUCGAAGCAAAAAUUAAGCUAGAGAGAAGUUUAAACUAACUGAUUAGAAAACUGUGAUUAGAAAAAUAAUUAUUUCAUCUCCAUUAUACAACUUCAUACAAUGUCCUAUGUAUCCAGUCCCAGAGACAAGUAUGGUGUAAGACAGAGCAUGUUUAUCAUUAACAAAUCAAUCAGCUUAAGAUGUACUAUCAAAAGAAUGAAAAUUAACUUCAUAUGAGAGAAGACUUUUCAAGAAUCUUACAUAGUGUAUACUUGUACUCUAUAAUAACUUGUGGCUGCCACAGUCUACAGCAACUAAGCUGCUUUUCUGUGUAAAUGUGAAGCCACUGUGCAGUUCUGUGUUCACACAUUCACAGGUUUUGAAAGCAGAUGCUUUUCAGUCGAUCACCGUGUACCAGAACUGUCCAAAUAUUAAUUUCUUGAGGCACACAUUUAUUGCUAUAUAAUUCUGUUCUUGUGCAAAUAUGGUAAUUAAUUAUACAGGAUCCCGAGCAGUUAAUUUUUUAUUGCGUGAAAU
This is a messenger RNA of Pomacea canaliculata, 2294 nucleotides long. RefSeq lists its product as uncharacterized. The coding region runs from base 157 to 1383 and encodes 408 amino acids. The transcript is spliced from 9 exons. Lineage: Eukaryota; Metazoa; Mollusca; Gastropoda; Architaenioglossa; Ampullariidae. The record is from RefSeq and is a predicted model, not a curated record.